UCAGUUCAAAAUCCAGUCUCUCCCUCAACUCUCACACGGACUCAGCCCAUCUCCACUCUCCUCCUCACUGUCGCAGUCCCUGUCUCACCCUUUCUCUCCCUCGCUGUCGCAGCCGCCGUUGUUCAUCACCCGUCUCCCACAGUCACACUUCGAAGCUGUUGUCCGUCGUCCUUCGCGCAGCUCGCACCCGCUGUCAUCCUCCGCGGUUGAGCUGAAACUGAAAAGUGAAAAGGCAACAAAGAACAAGGCAACCCCGCAGUCCCGCAGCCCACAGCCCCCUCAGCCACCGCAGCCACCGGAGCCCCCGCAGUCACCGCAGCUCCCGCAGCCCCACUUCAUUGUCAUCGCGGAACUCUCCUCUGCUGGAAAGCUCCGUCGCCAAGGAGGUAGAACUGCAGCAGGAGGACCUUUAAGACUGUGUUCUGAUAUUGUCAAUGGAGAAGCUCAAUUAUUCAAUGGUCAAUUAGCAUCAACUGUUAGUUCUUUGCAGGCCACACUUUCUGGUUCUACCUUUCAAUUCAUUGAUUUCUGUGCUGCACUGCCCAAGAUCAUACAAAAUCUUUUUAGUUCAGGGUCUAUAAAUGUUGCAAACGGAUGUUGUGGGACUGGACUGUUAACAGUUGAGUUGAGAAUUGCUGCAAUGUCAUCUCUUGUUCAGCACUUGCAAGCUCCCACUUCCAUCCCUAAAACCCUGAUCUCGAUUUUCUCAUUCCCUUUCUCCCCUCCCUUCCUUUCUACUAUUUCCAUCUCCCGUCGGACACUCCCCUGCUCCGCCCUACGCACCACCCACGACCGCCACGAACCGUCCCACAAACUUGACCACCACGAAUUUUCCGACACUGACAAUGAAGAUGAAAAUGAGGAGCUUGAUGUCAACGCGCUAGAGCAAGAAGCCAAGGAGGCUGUCGAAGCUUACUCUACCUCUCUCUCACACAUUCUCACCAUUGAUGACGAGAAAAAUGAUAUUAAGCAAACAGCUAAAAGACACAAGAGGGGUAAAAUCGGAGCUAACAAUGUCAGGAUCCCUGACAACCUUCUCCCAAGAGUUGCAAUUGUAGGGAGGCCAAAUGUUGGCAAAUCAGCCUUGUUCAACCGUCUUGUUGGGGGAAACAGGGCAAUUGUGGUGGACGAACCUGGGGUGACUAGGGAUCGCUUGUAUGGUAGGUCCUACUGGGGAGACCGUGAAUUCAUGGUGGUGGACACAGGCGGGGUUCUUACUCUUUCAAAAUCACAAGCUAAUGUUAUGGAAGAUCUGGCUAUUACUACUACAGUUGGUAUGGAUGGUAUUCCGCUUGCCACUAGAGAGGCUGCAGUUGCCAGGAUGCCAUCAAUGAUCGAGAGGCAAGCGGUUGCAGCUGUCGAAGAAUCAUCUGUUAUUGUUUUCGUCGUUGAUGGUCAGGCAGGUCCAUCGGCUGCUGAUGAGGAGAUUGCGGAUUGGCUUCGUAGAAACUACUCAGAUAAAUGUGUCAUUCUUGCAGUUAACAAGUGUGAAUCUCCACGCAAAGGAAUUUUGCAGGCAUCUGAAUUUUGGUCCCUUGGGUUUGAACCAAUUCCAAUAUCAGCUAUAUCAGGCACUGGAACUGGAGAUCUUCUUGAUCUUGUUUGUUCAGGGUUGCAAAAAGUUGAGGAGCCAAACAAUAUUGAUGAAGAAGAAGAUUAUGUUCCUGCAAUCUCAAUUGUUGGCAGACCAAAUGUUGGCAAAAGUAGCAUUUUGAAUGCACUAGUUGGUGAGGACAGAACAAUAGUAAGCCCUGUCAGUGGCACUACACGUGAUGCCAUUGAUACUGAAUUUACCGGACCAGAUGGCCAGAAAUUCCAGCUUAUUGAUACUGCCGGAAUCAGGAAAAGAGCAGCUGUAGCCUCAGCUGGAAGUACCACAGAGGCUUUGUCGGUGAAUAGAGCAUUUCGUGCUAUUCGCCGUUCUGAUGUUGUUGCCCUUGUAAUUGAGGCCAUGGCUUGUAUCACAGAACAGGACUACAAGAUAGCUGAAAGAAUAGAACAAGAAGGGAAAGGUUGUGUAAUAGUUGUUAACAAGUGGGAUACAAUACCAAAUAAGAACCAGCAGACUGCAACAUACUAUGAGCAAGAUGUCAGAGAGAAGCUUCGAAUACUUGACUGGGCUCCAAUUGUUUAUUCUACUGCAAUAGCUGGCCAUAGUGUUGACAAGAUUAUUGAUGCUGCUAGUGAGGUUGAAAAGGAGAGAUCAAGAAGACUCGGAACUUCUAUACUAAAUCAAGUAGUGCUGGAAGCAGUGGCUUUUAAGCCUCCUCCUAGGACACGAGCUGGUAAAAGAGGGCGUGUUUACUAUUGUACACAGGCUGCUAUAAGGCCCCCUACAUUUGUGUUCUUUGUCAAUGAUGCAAAACUUUUUCCCGAGACUUACCGCCGCUAUAUGGAGAGGCAACUGCGUACUGAUGCUGGUUUUUCUGGUACACCCAUUCGACUUUUGUGGCGUAGCAGAAGGAGAGUGGGAAAAGAUGAAGGCAAAGCACAAGAAUCCAAAUGAAUCUUUCAUCAAUUGAUUAAAAUUUGGCAUCAAUUACACUAUAAAGAUCAGACAUUUUAUCAUGGAAAAAGUGGUUCUGGUUCUGUUUGUGUUGGUCAAAAAGAAGGGGUCUUAGAAUCAGCAAUACAAAGAUUGCCCAAUACGUGCAAGCUGAAAUCUAUCAAGACUAUUGAAAGCUCCAAAAUGAUGGGAAAUGCGCCUGAAAUGUGGAUGAUACUAACUUAUUAUUUACAGUGAUCAGAAUGUUUUUGUAAUCCUUAAGCAUAUUCAAUCGUCAACAAAUACAUUGUAAAUUUAUGUAUAGAAGUUGUUACAUCAAAUAUAUGUUAUUCAAUUACCAAGUAUUCAAUCUUUUUAAUGCUGAACAUGCAAUUAGUGAUGGUUAAACAAAUUGUUACCAAGUAAUUGUUACCUUUAUGCCAUAUAAUAAGCUAGGCUACAUCUUACUUUGCCACUUGGGAGUGCAACACGGCCAAGUGACUUAGCCAAUCACCAUCAGCAAAUACAAUACAGGAAACAUCAAAACUUACAAUUCUGACCGCAUUAACUGUCUAAGGAAAGUAGGUAUGGUAUGAGGAUUUCAUUGACAUCUUCGUUAUGAUAUACCAAGUCGCUUUUUUUGGGGUCUUGAUAUACUAAGUUCUUUUAUCUGCAGAAACGGUAUUUUCAUUGUUUUGUUUUUAAAUCUGCGGGCCUCAAACACAUUUGUUACCCAACAUACUAAGAAUAAAACUUGAUUCAAUACAACAAACCGAAACCUAAACCCAAAAUAUUUGACAAUAUCCAUUUGGAGCUAACAAAUUAAUUAAUAAAUUACCAUAAGCAUUAGGUAUAGUAUGAUUUUCUAAUGCAUCCAAGCACUUCUUCCUCUUUAUAAUCGGUAACUACUAUAUUUUCAUACACUUGUAGUUCUAGGAACUUCAAUUUUGUUUACUUACUAGGCAUUAAACUUAUGUGAGGGAAUCUUAGAACAAUGAAUAACUAGAGUUGAUUCCGUAUCACCCAAAACUACGGAUUCAAAUUGCGGAAUUAGUGAUAUAAUUCUCAUGUUAGACUACCUAUAUUAUACUCUAAGUACAGCCUUUUUUCCAAUCCUGCAAUAAUGCGAAAUAC
Messenger RNA from Arachis duranensis, 3619 nucleotides. RefSeq lists its product as uncharacterized. The record is from RefSeq and is a predicted model, not a curated record. Gene Ontology annotation, molecular function: GTP binding. Bases 641 to 2506 code for a protein of 621 amino acids. The transcript is spliced from 15 exons. Gene Ontology annotation, cellular component: chloroplast. Lineage: Eukaryota; Viridiplantae; Streptophyta; Magnoliopsida; Fabales; Fabaceae.